Molecule: messenger RNA, 2994 nt
Organism: Condylostylus longicornis
Lineage: Eukaryota; Metazoa; Arthropoda; Insecta; Diptera; Dolichopodidae
Exons: 7
Coding region: 1-2994 (997 amino acids)
Biological process (GO): DNA replication
Molecular function (GO): DNA binding; DNA-directed DNA polymerase activity; nucleotide binding
Source: RefSeq, a predicted model, not a curated record
AUGAAGGCGUAUACCAUCGAAAGUGAAAACAUAUCCGUCAUAAAACGGUUCAAUAUUCAAGGUCGCGUAAUAAAAUUUAAAGUUAAAGCAGCACCAUCACAGCUAGAGCCAAUUGAACAAGUUUUGAAAUACAUUCUUGAAGGAGUUGCCCCCACAGAUCAAAUAGGAUUGACAUUUUGCGAUGAAAGUUUUGAACACAGAGGACCGGGAUGGAGUAACUCUGAAGGUUUAAGCUCUGAUAAAUUUUGUAUAACAGCAACAUGUGUUAAAUUACCACAAGGAACCGGUAAAACUUUAAAAUACACAAAUUUUGAUGACGAAUGCAAACACCGUAGAGGAAUUAUUACAAUUUCAAACAGAGAUAAUUUAUGCUUGCCUCGAGCUUUAAUUGUAGCGAUCCAUCAAGUCGAAAAAUCUGUAGAUUAUAAACAAAUAAUAAAAAUAUAUAAAUAUGGUACAAAAGGAAAAGAUGUAAUAUUUGAAGGAUUAGGAAUAGGGAAAAAAUUAAAUCUUUUAUUUCACAAAAACCAUUACAACAUGAUUACGUCACUUACAGCAGCAUUCAGUUGUAUAUAUUAUUAUGAAGAUUGUCAUGUAGCGUAUAAUAACAAAAAUGGACAUAGAUGUACUGGAUCAUGCCCGUGUUGUCAAAAAUCACCACCAUUCAUUAAACAACAUGAAACAACUUUAUGUGUUUUUGAGCAAAAGUGCGAUCAGUGUAUUGAUAUUGUAUCUUUAUAUUUAUGCGCAAAUUGCAAAAUUAGAAGAAAAAUAAUUGAAAAAGGAAAUAUUAUAGAAACUUUUCUUAACUACAUAUUGGAAAUCAGAAAAAAAUUUAAAAAUAUUAUAGUAAUUGCACACAAUGGACAAGCUUUCGAUCAUCAGUUUAUUUUGAAUUUUAUUUUAGAAAAAACAUCCUUACAAACUAAACUGAUAAUGACGAGUACAAAAGUAAUAAUGAUGGGAAAUAUAAAAUUUAUAGAUUCGUUAAAUUAUUUUCCAAUGGCUUUGUCGAAAUUACCAAAAGCUUUUGAUCUACAAUUUAAUAUGAAGAAAGGGUAUUUUCUUCAUCUUUUUAACACAGCGAAAAAUGAAAAUUAUAUUGGGCAAUUACCCUCUGUAGAAUAUUACAAUCCAAACGACAUGAAAGUAGAUGAGCAAAUUAUUGAAUACUGUGCCAAUGACGUUACCAUUUUAACACAAUCUUGUUUAAAAUUCAGAGAAAUGUUCUUGAAGCAGUGUAAUGUUGAACCAUUUCUAGAAGCAACAACAAUUGCAUCUGCAUGCAAUCUUGCAUUUAGAAGAAAUUUUUUAAAAGAGGACACAAUUAGUUUAAUUCCUAAACAUGGAUACAGAAACUCAGGCAAUCAAUCAAAAGUGGCUAUUCAAUGGUUAGUAUGGGAAGAAGAAAAAAGAAAUAUUAACAUCAGACAUACAGCAAAACAGAAAGAAUCAUUUGUUAACGGUAUAAAAGUGGACGGUUUUUGUUCAGAAACUAAUCAAGUUUUUGAAUUUUACAGUUGUUAUUAUCAUGGACACCCUACUUGUAUACCACAUAACCGAAAUAACAGUUUGCAAGACGAUUCAAAUGAUACAAUGAACACGAGGUAUGAAAGAACUAUUAAAAAAGCUGAAAGAUUACGAAAAUUAGGUUACGAUGUUAUUGAAAUGUGGCAAUGUGAAUUUAAUUCAUUAAUUAGUAAAGAAGAAGCAAGUUAUUUAAAAAAUCAUCCGUUAGUGCAACAUGCACCAUUGAAUCCUCGAGAUGCUUUUUAUGGAGGACGAACAGGAAAUGUCUACAACUAUUAUAAAUGUAAAGAGGAAGGAAAAAUAAAAUAUAUAGACAUUUGCUCCUUAUACCCUUGGGUUUGCAAGUACGGAAAAUUUCCUAUUGGUCACCCGCAAAUUUAUGUCGGGGAAAGUAUUUGUUCUGCUCUAAAACUAAAUAACAUGGACGGAAUUCUUAAAUGUAAAAUUUUACCACCAACGAACUUACUACAUCCCGUUCUCCUACUAAAACAAAACAACAAGCUAAUGUUUUCAUUAUGUCGAAGUUGUAGUGAAGAAAAAUGGCUUAAAGAAUGUUGUCCACAUUCAGAUGAGGAAAGAGCUUUAAUAGGAACAUGGGUAAUUGACGAAGUUGUAAAAGCUAUUCAAAAAGGUUAUAAAAUGUUAGAAAUUUAUGAAGUUUGGGAAUACCAAACUACAAAAUAUGAUAAAAACAUGGAUACACAGGGCUUAUUUACAAAUAUGAUGAACAAAUUUAUUAAAAUUAAACAAGAAGCUUCAGGCUGGCCAUCUAAAUGUGUCACUAAUAACGAAAAAGAAAACUAUGUUAAAGAUUUUUUUGAUAAAGAGGAUAUUCAAUUGGAGCAUGAAAAGGUUUCCAACAAUCCUGGCUUAAGAUCAUUUGCAAAAUUAAUGUUAAAUUCAUUUUGGGGCAAAUUUGGUCAAAGAGAAAAUUUACAAAAAACAUCAAUCAUUAACCAGCCUAGAGAAUUGUACAGCCUGUUAACAAACCCAUCUAUAGAAGUUUGUUAUAUUUUUCCGGUAAAUGAAGAAAACAUUAUAGUUAAUUGGCAGUACAAGGAAGAAGUAAUGGCUUCCUUACCAACAGUUAAUGUGUGUAUUGCUGCUUACACAACAACUCAGGCGCGAUUAAAACUGUACAGUUACUUAGAAAAACUUCAAGAAAGAGUCUUAUAUUACGAUACUGAUUCCGUAGUGUAUAUCAGUCGUAAAGGGAAUUAUGAACCUUCAGUAGGAAAUUUUAUUGGUGACAUGACAGAUGAGUUAGAAUGUUAUGAAUCUGUGUUAAACCCGAAAGCAGACAACGAAAUUUAUAUAUUAUCACAAAAUAUUGGGCGCAACAAAGAACACAAAGUAGUAACGGUUCCGCAAAUAAAAGUAUAUCAACCGAAAUCAGAAAAGCGCAACUUAGUUGUAGAUGGUAGCUCCCUUCCUUACGGAUAUAAGAGGUUAAAACAAAACUAA